Strongyloides ratti is the source of this 1191-nucleotide messenger RNA. RefSeq names its product AAA+ ATPase domain and ATPase, AAA-type, core domain and P-loop containing nucleoside triphosphate hydrolase domain-containing protein. The record is from RefSeq and is a predicted model, not a curated record. The transcript is spliced from 3 exons. Bases 1 to 1191 code for a protein of 396 amino acids. NCBI's taxonomy places the organism in Eukaryota, Metazoa, Nematoda, Chromadorea, Rhabditida, Strongyloididae. Gene Ontology annotation, molecular function: ATP hydrolysis activity; ATP binding. Gene Ontology annotation, cellular component: mitochondrial outer membrane.
AUGAGUCGUCUGAAAGAAGAAAUAAUUACUUUUUUUGCUCAAUCAGUUAUUGGAUUAGGAUUAACAUUGAUUGCUCUUAAAGUUUCUUUUAGUUAUAUAUAUCCAGAAUUAGAUCAAAGGAAAAAAGUAAAAAAUAAAGCAGGUGAUAUAUUGAAGAAAAUGGGUUUUUCGGAUCCACCAACACUUACUGAAUAUGAAAGUACGAUUUUAUUAAGUCUUGUUGAUCCUUCAGAUGGUGGUAGUUAUAAUGAUAUCAUUGGAUAUUCUGAUAUCAUAUCAACACUUAAACGUCGUAUUGUAUAUCCAUUACUUUUAAGUUUCAAAAAAAAUGAUAAAUUACUACAACCACCAAAAGGAGUUUUAUUGUAUGGACAUCCUGGUGUUGGUAAAACAAAAAUAGCCCGUACUGUUGCUGGAGAAUGUGGUUGUAGAUUUAUUAAUUGUGAUAUGUCUAUUAUGAUGGAUAAAUAUUAUGGCGAAUCACAAAAAAUGAUUUCUGCUUUGUUUUCUUUGGCACAAAAAUUACAGCCUGUAAUUAUUUUUAUUGAUGAAAUAGAAAGUUUUCUUCGUACUCGUAAUGAGACUGAUAAUGAAGUUAAUCAAGCAUUUAAAGCUCAAUUUAUGUCACAAUGGGAUGGUUUUAAUGAGUCUAAUUCAAAAAUUGUUAUAAUGGCUGCUUCAAAUUUACCAACUUUAAUUGAUCCAGCUAUACUUAGGAGGAUGCCUGUUAAAAUUGAAAUUCCUCUACCUGAUGCUGAAACGAGAAUAGCUAUGUUUAAACAUUAUUUACCAUCUUUAGAUUUAAAUAAUGAAAAAAUUAAUAUAAUAGAUGAAAUUGCCACGAAAUCACAAGGUUUAAGUUGCGCAGAUGUUGUUGAAAUUUCUAGAAUAGCCGUUAUUGAUAAAGUUGGUGAAUUAAUUGAUAGUAUAGAAAUAUUAGAUGACAAUUUUGAAAAAAAUAUGCAUGGAAUUGAAAAUGUAAAUCAUGUAAAUUCUGUGUCUGCUGAAGAUUUAUUAAGAUCAGUAACUACAUUCGUUAAAGAAAAAUCAGGAACAGUAAAAGGAAAUCAAUUUAAUUUUCAAGAAUCUUUACGUGAAAUAUUUCAAACAGAGACAUUUGGUGAUAUUAAAAAAAAGUAUUCUGAUAUACUAAAUAUUGAAAAAGCAGUAGAUGAAUUAGGAGUUGAUUAA